CUUCCAUUUUGUUCCUGACUUUUUUCUUCCUUCAAACGACGGAUGCGCGCUCUCCGCGGCGCUCGAUAGCGAUCGAGAGAUCGACCGAUCACCGAUCCGCGCCUCGCAUCGACGAGGAGCAGCGCCGCGCGGCGACUUUCGUGCGUGAGCGAGUGCUGCGCGCGGGUUUGCAGAGCGCGCGCGCUCUCGCGCCAUUUUGUCCAGGGGAAGCGGCGGCGGCGGCGCGCGCGCAGGAUGAGUGACUGACGGACGGACGGCGGGACUGCUGCGCUGCGGAGCGCGCCGACGCUCACCGAGAGGCGCUGUUCUUUUCUCUACGAGGCUUCGCAUCGGACAUACUUUGGAAAGGGAUUCCUGAGGAAUUAUCGCUCGUUCUCCCGGAGGAUUUUCGUUCCUCUCGUCAGAAAGAGGCGCGCGCGACACGAUCUUCACCAAUGGUUGUGCAAGUUGAAGAUCAACUCUCAAACCAUCUCAAACAACGGCAAGACCCUGCUGAGACAUCAGGGCUGUUCUCACCUGGAAACCACUCGCGAGUCGCUUCAGUGGGCUGUGGUUUGCAGAUGGACUCCCCUGUCACAAUGAUAUGAGAUUUGUCAGAAGACGAUGCAUACAGGAGGAGAGACCUCAGCAUGCAAACCCUCCUCUGUUCGGCUGGCCCCCUCGUUUUCUUUCCAUUCGGCUGGUGUGCAGAUGGAUGCGCAGACGCCCCAUUCUCACCCGCCGUUCAGUGAUGGUCACCCGCAGAGCGCCGCUGACCAAUCAGCCGCUGCGCUGCCGUACAACUCGCAGGCCCCGCAGGUAACUGCUGAUAUGGUGAUGCUUCAGAGGCGGAUGCCUCAGUGUUUCCGGGAUCCAGCGACUGCGCCCUUAAGAAAACUCUCCAUCGAACUGAUCAAAACAUACAAACACAUCAAUGAGGUUUACUAUGCAAAAAAGAAGCGUCGUCACCAACAGGGUCAGGGCGAGGACUCCAGUAACAAGAAGGAGAGGAAGAUUUACAACGACGGUUAUGACGAUGACAACUUUGACUACAUCGUUAAAAAUGGCGAGAAAUGGAUGGACAGAUAUGAGAUCGAUUCUUUAAUAGGCAAAGGCUCGUUCGGUCAGGUGGUGAAGGCGUAUGACCGCGUGGAGCAGGAGUGGGUCGCCAUCAAGAUCAUCAAGAAUAAGAAGGCUUUUCUGAAUCAGGCCCAGAUUGAAGUCCGACUGCUGGAGCUCAUGAACAAACACGACACCGAGAUGAAGUACUACAUCGUUCAUCUGAAACGUCAUUUCAUGUUCCGGAACCACUUGUGUCUGGUCUUCGAGAUGUUGUCCUAUAACCUGUACGACCUGCUGAGGAACACGAAUUUCCGCGGCGUGUCUCUGAACCUGACGCGCAAGUUCGCUCAGCAGCUGUGCACCGCGCUGCUCUUCCUGGCCACGCCUGAGCUGAGCAUCAUCCACUGUGACCUCAAACCCGAGAACAUCCUGCUCUGCAACCCCAAGAGAUCCGCCAUCAAGAUCGUGGAUUUCGGAAGCUCCUGUCAACUGGGACAGCGGAUAUACCAGUACAUCCAGAGCCGUUUCUACCGCUCGCCCGAGGUGCUGCUGGGAAUGCCGUACGAUCUGGCUAUCGACAUGUGGUCUCUGGGCUGCAUCCUGGUGGAGAUGCACACCGGAGAGCCUCUGUUCAGUGGCGCUAAUGAGGUCGACCAAAUGAAUAAAAUCGUGGAGGUGUUGGGCGUCCCUCCCAAUCAUAUUCUGGAGCAGGCACCUAAAGCCAGGAAGUUCUUUGAGAAGAUGUCUGACAGCACGUGGUGUGUGAAGAAGACCAAAGAUGGCAAAAGGUAUAAACCCGCAGGCUCCCGGAAGCUUCACAGUAUUUUGGGCGUGGAGGCGGGCGGCCCCGGCGGGCGGAGAGCCGGCGAGUCGGGCCACGCCGUCGCAGACUACCUGAAGUUCAAAGACCUGAUCCUGCGGAUGCUGGACUACGACCCCAAGACCCGCAUCCAGCCGUAUUACGCGCUGCAGCACAGCUUCUUCAAGAAGACGGCGGACGAGGGCACCAACACCAGCAGCAGCGUGUCCACGAGCCCGGCGCUGGAGCAGUCGCAGUCGUCCGGAACCACGUCCAGCACCUCUUCCAGCUCAGGAGGAUCGUCUGGAACGAGCACCAGCGGUCGCGCCCGCUCCGACCCGACCCAUCAGCACCGGCACAGCGGAGGACAUUUCAGUGCCGCGGUGGGCAUGGACUGUCACAACCUCUGCCCGCAGGCGAGACAGGCGUUCGCGCCGGCGCUGGGUUGGGUGGGAGGAGACGGACUUCAGCAGGCGUCCGGAGAGACUCACCCCGUCCAAGAGACCACCUUCCACGUGCCGCCGCACCAGCCCAAGGCUCUGCACCCCCACGCGUCGUCGUCGUCGUCGUCCCACCACCACCACCAUCAUCACCACCACCACCACCACCCGCCGCAGCACGGCCAGGGCCCCGCCCGGCCCCGGCCCCGCCUCUACUCGCCCUCUCACAGCGCCUCCACGCAGGACUCAAUGGAGGUGACGCACGGCCACCUGUCCAUGACCUCGCUGUCUUCCUCCGCGUCGUCCUCGUCCACGUCCUCGUCGUCCACGGGGAACCAUCACUACGCCUACCAGAGCCGCCCGCUGCCGCACGGCCUGGGCUUCGGCCACAACGGCAGCAUGACUUUGGGACUGGGUGCCUUCUCCAACCCGCGGCAGGAGACGGGCGUGCCGGGUCACCCCUCGAACUCUGGGCCGGGCCACUACAUGGCCGAGACUCACAUGGGCCUGCGGCCGGGCAUGGAGCGCGAGGAGUCGCCCAUGGCGGGCGUGUGCGUGCAGCAGAGCUCGGUGGCCAGCUCCUGACCAGCCUAGGCCGAGAGCGCGGGAUCGGAGCGGAGCCGCCGGGACGGGACGGGGGACGGGACGGGACGGGACGGGAGAGCCGCCCGCGGACGCUUGACGCGAGGCCGUCCUCUCCUCUGACCUUUGCUUCUGUUCUCCG
Messenger RNA from Labeo rohita (rohu), 3004 nucleotides. RefSeq names its product dual-specificity tyrosine-(Y)-phosphorylation regulated kinase 1A, a (gene dyrk1aa). Gene Ontology annotation, cellular component: nucleus. Gene Ontology annotation, molecular function: ATP binding; protein serine/threonine/tyrosine kinase activity; transcription coactivator activity. The transcript is spliced from 13 exons. The record is from RefSeq and is a predicted model, not a curated record. Gene Ontology annotation, biological process: positive regulation of DNA-templated transcription; protein autophosphorylation; peptidyl-serine phosphorylation. Lineage: Eukaryota; Metazoa; Chordata; Actinopteri; Cypriniformes; Cyprinidae. Bases 604 to 2865 code for a protein of 753 amino acids.